GUCCCCUCUGUGCGCUCGCGCCCAAUAGUACCCUUCUCCUCGCGCUGCUCGGCGGCGGCAGGGCGAGGUUUGUUUUGAGAGCCGGAGAGAGAGAAGAAGAUGGCGACCGCAGGGUCCGCCGAGCGGCCUGGGACACCGGCCAGAGCUGCCGCCGGCACGUCCCGGUCCGGAGCGGGGCCCUUUUCCCGGUGCCGCUCCGGGUCCGACCCGCCGGAGGAGGACGAGCCCAAGAAGUGCGCGGCGUGCGCCGAGACACAAGCCGGCGGCGGCUCGGCCUGCGGACACCCGGCCUUUCCGCUCUGCCUGGCCCGGAGACACUCCGGCAGCGACGAGCGGCUCCGGAGGAGAAGUGACCCCGAGAGGAGCAGCAGCAGGCCGGCCAGGAGGGACUGCGAUAGCCGGAGAGAGCUCUUUUUGCCUCCGGCGCUAAUCCCAAAGUCUGCAGACGUUUUUUCGAGCCCAACUGGGAAAUACAAGCUGUUGGUGUCUGAGGACAGAGAGGACGUGAAGAGGAAAAACUCUCUGAUCUGUAAAGACGAGUCUGGAUCAGUCCGUCGUGAAGAAGAACCUGGAGUUCUGUCCGACUCUGAGAACGAAGAGCCGAUCAGCCGGAGGAUCAGAAACAUCUCGGCCUUCAUCAGGAAAACCAAAAACUCUUCAGCCUUCACCAGUGGUUGUCAGAGGAGUCGCAGCUGCACCGACCCGGUGGAGGACCGAGGAGGGAAGCUGAAGGUCGUCGCUCAGCCGGCAGCCAUGUUGGACCGGGUCGGUAUCAGUCACAGCUUCGCGGCAGGAAUCCUUCUUUCCUCGGAGAACAGCCGCUCGCUCUCGGCUCCCAUCACCGUCCCCGACCGCCGCCUCACCUGGCGAGCUGUGCUGACAUCAUCGACCCCGCUGGGCCUCCCUCCACCUCGACCCGAACGCUCCAUCAGCCCCGAGAGCAACGACAGCAUCUCCGAGGAGCUCAACCAUUUCAAGCCCAUCGUGUGCUCGCCGUGCACGCCACCCAAACGCCUGCCGGACGGACGCCUCAUGGAGCCCACCAUUGUCAAGUCCACGCCCAGGAACCUGACCCGCGGCCUGCAGAAGGCCACCAGCUACGAGGCGAGUCCGGCCGUGCUGCAGAAGUGGAGGCAGAUCGAACUCGACCGUCAGAGCCUCAAAGUCAACUCCAAGGCCACGCUGACGAGUCCCGUCUCCGAGCUGCACAGUAAGACCAACGGGGACGACACCACCAAGACGCAACCGUCACCGGCCGGGAACCGGAGGAGGCUGCUGUUCGACCCGCCGGAUGCAGACUUCCAGAAACAGUCGGUGAAUAUCCGAGUUCCUGCGAUCCGCUACAACAGCGAGUCGACUUUCAGAGGAAGCUCCGAGUCCUGCACUCCCGAGUCCGGCAGCGGGGGGGCACUGUUUGGACGCAAGCAGUCGUUCUCGCCGUACACCAAGAACUCUGGUUUCCAGUCGUGUAAAUUAGUGUCAAAGGACCCGCCGAGUCCGAGGAAGGAGUCCGACAGUAGCAUCCACAACCAGUCUACCUCAUGGAGGGGCCAGAAAAGGAAGCAGAAGACCAAACACCUGGACUCGGGCCGCGACUCAGACCUGAAGAGGAGCCGACCCGUCAGUCAGGAGGCUUUCGAUGAGCGCUACAUCCGGCAGCUGCAGCAGGAGCGGCAGGACCGAGCGCUCGCCCUGAAGCUGCAGAGACAGUUUGACCUGGAGAACCAGAGCGUCGGCCGCCGCCGGAGCCCCGACAAGUACUUCCUGCGGUCCUGGAUGUCCACACAGAACCGCAGGAGGCGGGGCCUGAGGAGGUCCCGGCGAAUCAACAAGAAGCACUAGAGAGGAGCCAGCGCCGGCUCAGCACAACGACAGGAGGGAGUUUAAAUAUGCAAAGUGCCGAAAGUUUUAACGAACGUAUGAAUGUUGUUCAGCCGCUGCUGAGGACUUCCUGGAGACGACGUUUGUUCCAAACACCAGCAAAUCACCAAAAACUCGCUCACAGAACAUCGAAACGCUCAUCAGCCGAUCCGAACAGAUUUAAACUAAACUCUGACAGAGUCGCAGCAAACUAAACCCAAACAUCCAUCAGCUUCCAGACAGACGAGAUGUUUGAUCAGUUUGAACCAGAGAGGACGAAUCAGUUUAACCCUCUGAACUUCUGAUACAUUAAACUCACUGUGGGUCAGUUUUCACCGCAUUAUAAAACCGGAACCUCCGUGGAAACAAAACAACCAAAAAGAUGCACAGAGUAGAAAAAACAUAAAAAGUCAAAAAUUUUUGAUGAUUAAUUUUUCAAAAAUUGAAAUAAAAACAACCAAUAAGUCCGACAAGAUGACAACAUCAGGGGGAAACACUCUUGACACGACAUAUUAUAGAUACAGGAAGUCCUACGGCAUUUCGUCGUUAUGUUUAUGGGCGAGUCCUUGGUUUACGACGUACGGCUUUUCGUCGUUACGUUGGAACUGAUGGAACUUGUUGGCAAACGGAGCAGAAAAAUAAGUUGUCACGUGGCGCUAUAUUUACAUUCGCCGGUUGUACGUCACCAAAGUCGUUGGUAUUCAUGACUUUUCCGAAGAACUGAUUGAUAGCGUGAUGCACGUAACGACUUUAUUUAUAUUUUUGCCGGAGUUCCGUCUAAAGGGCAAAAAUCGACUUAUAUCAGACGUAACUCCGAUGUAAACCGAGGACCCCCUGUGUUUAACUGUUGACACUUUUAUUAUGUCUCCUCUCUGCUCUGUGAAAACACUGCCUGCAGUUCAACCCAAACAUUUCUGAAGUUUUGAGUCGAUAAUAUCGUCACGGUUACACCCAAAAGUGGAUCAUUUUUAGUUUAUUAUGGAAUCGGAUCAAAUUGUUAAACGAGACACUUAGAAAUAUGAUAAUUUUAGGUUUAGGUUUGGUUGAUUUUCACAAUAAAACCUCACGAUGCAUUCACAACUGUUGGAAAGUUGAGAAUCCAACAGUGUUCUCUGCAAUAGAAACCUGCCGGCAGGUUUUAGGGUUCAGAGGGUUAAAAAAAAAAAGAAAUAAAACUGGAAAAACAACACAUGAGGAGCUGGAACCGAAGAAUCUUAAGGAGUUUUUGACUUAAACAAUUAAUCGAUUGAUGAUUCGCCGUCAGAAACGACAGAUCUUCACCCAUCUGGAGGUUCAUCCGGCUGCAGCGUUCCACCCAAUCUGCUGUUUUUAUUUAAGAUUGAAAUUUAAAAUCAGUUUAAUGAAUCUAAACGUCACCAAACCUGAACCAGAACCAGCCGGAUCGUCACGUUUUCCUGUAGCUGAUGGUCUUCCAGUCUGCUGUGGAACCGAGGAUCCUGGGUAAUGCAGUCAUUAGAGUCCUUCCACAGACCGACGAACUGAAGCUGAUUGGUGGGAUGUUUUCUACCUGCUGUGGUUCACCUUGUGUGAUUGGACGAGAUUCACUGGUGACAAAAUAAUGCAGUUUUUUAGUAAAAGUCGAAGGAGGACAAGUCGGUCGGCGUUAAAGUUUUAAUUUCAGAGCCGUAUUCACAUCAUUUCACUGCUGGUCGUUGAACGCAGCUCAGAUUUUUACUGUUUAAACCUCUGAGCUUCUGGGCGUUUUUCACUCAUUUUUCUUCACUGUGGUUCAUUUUUCACUGCAGUAUAAAGUCCUGAACCUCUGUGGAAACUACAAGUCAUGAAUAAAUGGCUUUUUGGAUCAUUUUUUUUUGUAAGUUUGUCAUUUUUAGAACCAGUUUUGAAUAAUGCUGGCCAAAUUCAGAGUCAUUUUUGAAUAAAUUUGCACAGAUUUCAAUUUAUUUUUGGACCAUUUCUCUAAAUCUGGACUAGUUUCAAGUCGUUAUGAACCAGUUUUGAGUCAUUUUGGCCAAAAUCUGGGUUAUUUCUUAGACUUUUUGUUAUUCUGGAGAAUUAUUGAGUAGAUCUGGACAGGUUUGAAUCUAUUCUGAACCAUUUCUGAUUUAUUUUUAGUUACUUCAGACUGUUUCAAGUCAUUUUAGACCAAUUUAAAGCAUUUUUUGAGUUCUGUUAGACUUUUUUUGUCAUUUUGGACAGUUUUUAGUAAAUCUAGACAGGUUUAAAGUCAUUUUGGACCAUUUCUGAGUUACUUUUGAACCAGUUUUGAACAAUUUUGGCCAAAAUCUGAGUCAUUUUUGACAGUUUUCGAAUCCUUUUAGAUUAUGUUGUUGUUUUGGACAAUUAUUGAGUAAAUCUGUACCGACUUAAAGUUAUUCUGAGUCAGUUUUGAAUCAUUUUGGACAAAUUUUGAGCAUUGACACAGUUAGACUGACAGAAAUCCCAAACAAAGAAUCGUUGAAAAAAUGGUCCCACUGACUACACACUACAUAGAUUUACAUUUUUAGUUUUUCUCCAUCCUCGUCUGCUCUGUGGAAACACUGCCGGCAGUUCUGCUGAAUGCGACAAAUUUUUAGUUUUUCCAUUUUCUUUUCAGUAUAAAGUGUUUAUUUUCAGGUAUUUUUUAAAAUGAGACAUGUAGAAAAGAUUAAUUUUAAUGGAAUAUCACAAUUUGGAGCCGAGAUUUGAUUAAUAUUCCUGCAGGUCACACAUGAUGCGUUCAAGGACCGUAUGAAAGUUAAAAAUCUGGCUUCUCUCUGUGGCUCAUAAAUGGUGUCAUUUCUGUCAUUUUUUAAAAAUUUCUGGCACAUUUAGGGGUUCAGAGGGUUAAAAUCCUUCUGGAAAAUGAAAAAAUGAGCUGUAAUCUUAUUUCUUCACUCAAACAUCAGUUUCACAUCAUAAAUGAUCAAGUUAAAGCCUGUAAGAUUUCACGUUAUCACAAGAUAAUUAUAUUUUCUAAGAAGAGUUUGUUGUUGUUUUAUCCUGAAAACUUUAUAAAAUAACAACUAACUUUUCAUGUUAUAUCAUCAAACAAUGAUCCAGUUUCUGUUUUUCUUUUGGUUCAACAGCAAAAUAAAACAGAAUAAAGUUCCUUAGAUGUUUAAAUUAAACCCCAAAGACACUCAGUUUAAUUAACAUUUUAUUUUGCAGAUUAUAAAUGAAUCUCUGGUGUGAAUACGGCUCCUGUCCUUUACAUUCCUGCUUCCUGAAUGAUUCCUUUGAUUUGUUUUUUAUCGUUUGUGUGUUUGUGAAUCUCGGCCUGCUUCCUUUUUAUCAGAGCUUUACUCUCCGACACUGAUAUGCACAUUUUCUCUGAACUAAAGCUUUUCGUCCUCCGGUCCGACAGCUGAGUUGUUCUCCGAGUGCCAAAAUGACGGACGGUUGUUCGUAGUUUAUAAUUCUGUAGUUUUCUAUGUGAGGCUGCUGGAAGAGAAACUAAAGGAGUUCAAAUAGUCA
Molecule: messenger RNA, 5295 nt
Organism: Amphiprion ocellaris (clown anemonefish)
Lineage: Eukaryota; Metazoa; Chordata; Actinopteri; Pomacentridae
Gene: rnf169
Product: ring finger protein 169
Exons: 6
Coding region: 100-1842 (580 amino acids)
Biological process (GO): double-strand break repair
Cellular component (GO): nucleus; site of double-strand break
Molecular function (GO): nucleosome binding; ubiquitin-protein transferase activity
Source: RefSeq, a predicted model, not a curated record